AUGCCCUCGAAACAGACUGCGUCAGCUGGGGAUCAAAACCUAUCCAUAUGCGUCCGCAUUCGACCAAUGUCAAAAGAAGAAUUGAAGAAAAAUGCGUUGAAAGUUUGCUAUCGUGUUGACGAAAAGUUGAUCUCCAUGAUUGAUCCGAUGGAUGAGGCCGACAUUAUGCUCCGAUCCAAACGAUCCAGAAAUCGUGAAUACACGUUCGACCACGCGUUUGAUGAAACCAGCAGUCAGGAAGAUGUGUUUCAGGCAACAACGGCCAGCCUGAUUGAACAUGUUGCCAAUGGUUACAACGCCACCGUGUUCGCUAGCGGGGCAACAGGUGCCGGUAAAACACAUACCAUGGUGGGUACGGAAGCCGAUCCGGGAAUCAUGGUUCGUGCAAUGGACGAACUACUCAAUUUCAUGGUACAGACCUCCGACGAAUACCUGUACACAAUUGGAAUGGCCUAUAUGGAAUUGUACAACGAACUGAUUCGUGAUUUGCUCAAUCCCGGAUCGGAUUUUCUCGAAUUGCGUGAGGAUACCAAAGGGAUUCAAGUGGUUGGGUUGCGAGAAGUGGAGCCGACCACACGACAGGAGGUGUUCGAACUGCUCCAGCGGGGCAACCAGAAUCGUACCACCGAACCGACAGCCGCGAACCGGACCAGUAGCCGAUCGCAUGCCAUUCUUCAGAUUACCGUCCGACAACGUUCCCGUGUGGUCAAUGUGACUGAGGAGAUCAAUGUGGGCAAACUGUUUUUGAUCGAUUUGGCUGGAUCUGAACGCGCAUCAAAGACAUUGAAUCGAGGCAAACGGAUGACGGAAGGCGCGCAUAUCAAUCGAUCCUUAUUGGCAUUGGGGAAUUGUAUCAAUGCAUUGGUAUUACAUAGUGACCAAUUUUUAUCUCUUCCUCGUCCUGUCCCAUUCCCCGUUGUUUACAUUUCGCCCCCACCCCUGCUGUUUUGUUCUGUCCUGGGAACAGCGGACACCAAUAGCAAACGGUACGUGAACUUUCGUGACAGUAAACUCACUCGCCUACUGAAAGAAGCUUUGGCUGGUAAUUGUCGUACCGUUAUGAUUGCGCACAUCAGUCCGUCCAGUUGGCAUUUCGAGGAAUCCUACAACACGCUGGUCUAUGCGGAUCGGGCUAAGAGUAUCAAAACCAAGGUUCGUCGCAAUGUGGUUGAUGUGAAUCAUCACAUCUCGCAAUAUACACAACUGAUCGAAGAAUUACGCAAUGAAAUCGCCUGGUUGAAAUCAAAUUUGACCGAAACGUCCGGGAAUAAAACACGUGAGUCGAUUCCCAUCUGCCCCCGCACGUAUGUGAUUGGACUUUUUGCCUGUUUUGUUGACCUUUUCUGCUGA
Molecule: messenger RNA, 1350 nt
Organism: Echinostoma caproni
Lineage: Eukaryota; Metazoa; Platyhelminthes; Trematoda; Plagiorchiida; Echinostomatidae
Source: the annotation of a GenBank genome assembly